Messenger RNA from Knipowitschia caucasica, 2001 nucleotides. Lineage: Eukaryota; Metazoa; Chordata; Actinopteri; Gobiiformes; Gobiidae. The record is from the annotation of a GenBank genome assembly.
AUGGGAGAAGCGGCUGAUGUGGGGCAGCCUCCUCUGGCGCUCUCUUCACCACAGCACGUCAGCAGAGCGCGUACAGAGCAUGGCGCAGAGCAGGCCAGUCUCCGCAGCGCUCAGCAGCCUUCAAACUUCCCUUUCCCCGUGACGUACCCCGUGUCCGUGUCCAGCAGCUGCCUGUGGAAAACCCCCACUAUCGAGAAGAGGAACCCCCUGUUUUGCGGAGAAGAGCCCCUGAUUGGAGUGGCACACAGAUGGAGAAGCCGGCGUUGCAGACACAGCCGUCCACGCUGCCGUUCUUUGACACAGCUCAUGCCUUUAACCUCCUGCGGGGAAUCCAUGAGCUCCGCGCUGAGAGGAAGUUCUUCGAUGUCACUCUUUGCGCUGAAAGCCGAGAGCGCUAUGGACCGAGUGGUUCUACACGAGGUGUCGGCAGAACUGCUGGAACUGCUGGUGGACUUCUGCUACACAGGGCGAGUCACAGUCACUCAGGACAAUGUGGAUCUACUGCUGAAGACGGCAGACCUGUUUCAGUUCCCCUCAGUCAAAGAGGCGUGCUGUGCCUUCCUGGAGCAGAGACUGGACGUGUCUAACUGUCUCGAGAUACAGGACUUUGCUGAGGCGUAUGACUGCAGACAGCUGGCCUCUGGCGCGCGCAGGUUUGUCCUGAAGAACAUCAUGGAGCUGGCCAAAGGUAAAGACUUUGAGCGGCUGUCGUGGAAGCGCCUGCUGGAGUUUGUGACGGACGAUGAGCUUUGUGUGGACAAAGAGGAGACUGUGUACCAGAUCGCAGCGCGCUGGGUCAAGGCGGAUCUCCAGCGCCGCCUGCACUAUUGGUCUGAGCUCCUACAGCAGGUGCGGCUGCCCUUUGUGCGCAGGUUUUUCCUCUUAGCACAUGUGGAGAGCGACCCCCUGGUUUACCUGUCGCCCACCUGUCUGCGGCUGGUUAACGAGGCUCGCAGCUUCCAGUCGUCUGAGUACGACCGCCACGACCGGCCCUGCCAGCGCAUGCGCCCGCGGCCCUCCACCGGCCUGGCCGAGAUCCUGGUCGUGAUCGGAGGCUGUGACCAGGACUGCGACGAGCUGGUGACUGUGGACUGUUACAACCCUCAGACGGGACAGUGGAGGUACCUCGCUGAGUUCCCCGACCACCUGGGGGGAGGCUACAGCAUCACUGCCCUGGGCAGCGACAUCUAUGUCACAGGCGGUUCUGAUGGCUCACGGCUGUACGAUGGCGUGUGGCGGUACAAGUCGAGUGUGAACGAGUGGACCGAGGUCUCUCCGAUGCUGAAGCCGCGCGAGUACCACAGCUCGUGUGUUCUGAAGGGACAGCUGUACGUGGUGGCCUCGGAGACUACAGAGCGAUAUGACCACAGCCUGGACUGCUGGGAGUCACUGCCCCCCAUGCUGCUGCCCAUGGACAACUGCACCACCACCACCUGCAGGGGGCGCCUGUUUGCCAUCGGCUGCCUGGCAGGAGAGGACACCAUGUCGAUGCAAGGUUAUGAUCCAGAGACCAACCGCUGGACUUUGGUGAACUGUGGUCAGCUGCCGCCUUGGUCCUUCACCCCCAAAACAGUCACAUUGAACGGACUCAUCUACUUUGUCAGAGACGAUUCAGCUGAAGUGGACGUGUACAACCCUCAGAAGAACCAGUGGGACAAGAUCAGCCCAAUGACACAGGUGCACGUUGGCGGUAGCGUGGCGGUCCUGGGCGGUAAGCUGUUUGUCUCUGGAGGUUACGACAACACGUUUGAACUGUCCGAUGUGGUGGAGGCCUACGACCCCGGGACGCGCUCCUGGACGGUGGCCGGUCGACUGCCCCAGCGCACAUUCUGGCACGGCAGCGUCAGCAUCUUCCGACAGUUCAUGCCGCAAGUUUCCAAUGUGUUCGAGCCGCUGGGAGCCCCCGAUUCCAACGCCAUCCAGCUGCACCGCCACCAUCGGCAACAAGUGCUCCAGAACAAUCUGAACAAUCUGAACCAGGACGUGGACGCGCCGCUCUGA